AUGGUUUCUAUUGGUGAGCAUAUCGGGUUAUACACUGUUUUAAAUGCACCAAGAGAUAUUCACAUCAUUUUGAUCGCUAGAUGUACAAGACUUGCAGCCUUUGGUGCAAUAAGUUUGAUUUUGGUUCAGUUUCUGAAAACAAAAGGCAUCAAUGAAACUCAAAUAGGAUUUCUUUUAACAUUAACAUUAGUUGGUGAUUUAUUUUUUUCAUUUAUUUUAGCAUUGAUUUCAGAUACUUUAGGAAGAAGAAAAGUUUUGCUCUUAUCAUCAAUUUUAAUUUCAUUAACAGGUGCUCUAUUGCUAUAUUUUGAAAACCUUCUCAUAAUUUCAGUGAUCCUGAUAUUGGGUAUCGUUACACCAUCAGGUAAUGAAGUUGGACCUUUCAGGUCUAUAGAACAAUCUGCAAUUUCAAGUCUAACAAAAUAUGAGCAUAGAUCUGACAUCUUUUCAUGGUAUACUUUCACUGGUGGUAUAGCCGCUGGACUUGGAUCAUUUAUUGUUGGAAAAUUGGUCAAUGAGAACAACUAUAAUGCUUGCUUUCUGUUUUAUAGCAUUAUUGGACUGUUACUAGUUGGUCUCAAUUUUUUGUUAUCUGAGCAUAUUGAAUUAAAGAAUGAUAUUUCGUUGAAAGAGGCUCGUGAUAAUGAAUCAAGCUCUGAAAGUGAACCUUUGAUCCCAGAAACUGCAAGUGAUGAAUUACAAGUGCAAUACAACAAUACAGAUGUUCAACAAGAACGCCAAAGAUCAGUAUUCUCAAGACUCCUUCCUUCUGUUUCUACUAAAUCUUUGGAGACUGUUCUCACUCUGACAGUAUUGAUUUCUUUAGACUCAUUAGGUUUAGCCCUUAGUACAAAAUCAUGGACAUCCUAUUAUUUCAAAGUCAAAUAUAAUCUUUCAUCUUCAACAUUAGGUCUAGUUUUUGGAACAGCAAGUAUUGGUGGUGCGUUAAUGGCUCUUGUUGGUACAUAUUUUUGCAAAAAGUUUGGUCCAAUCAAAACAAUGGUGUCUUUCCACUCAGUCUCCUCCAUACUAUUAUCUGCAAUGUCUCUUCCUUUGAGAUUACAUGAAAUGGUUACACUAUUUAUAAUCAGAGGCCUUAUAAGGACUGUUGAUUUACCAUCAAAGCAUGUCUUUAUUUCAGCUGUCGUCGAGCCAUCAGAAAGAACAGCUGCCAUUGGGUUUAUAAAUGCAACGAAAACUUUGGUGAACACAAUGGGUCCUACAAUCAGUGGAUAUAUGGCGUCUCAAGAUAAGAUGUGGUUGUGUUUCUUAAUUGCUGGUGCUUUAAGACUUUCGUAUGAUUUUGGACUUAUAGUAAAAUUUUGGAAUUUUAAAGCAUGA
This is a messenger RNA of Hansenula ciferrii, 1341 nucleotides long. RefSeq names its product Benzoate transport protein. The transcript has a single exon. Gene Ontology annotation, cellular component: fungal-type vacuole membrane. NCBI's taxonomy places the organism in Eukaryota, Fungi, Ascomycota, Saccharomycetes, Phaffomycetales, Wickerhamomycetaceae. Bases 1 to 1341 code for a protein of 446 amino acids. The record is from RefSeq and is a predicted model, not a curated record. Gene Ontology annotation, biological process: transmembrane transport. Gene Ontology annotation, molecular function: transmembrane transporter activity.